AUGAAAACCCUCCUCUCCAUCUUCUUCGUCAUCGUCAUCGUCGUCGCCCUCCUCCGCCCCUCCCUCGCAGACAAACAAACCGACGAUCUAAUCAACAAAGUGUGCUACUACGCCGGGGACGACUCCUUCUGCCAAGGCAUCCUACACAAGAACCUCCCCCCGCCGCCCGUGGACCUUGCCGGCCUGACGAGGCUGACGCUGAACCUCACUCUGAGCUUUACGAAAGAGACGCUGGCGUUGGUCGAGAAGGCGGAGGCGGACGAGAAGAGGCUCGGGGUGAGGCAGCGCUACUAUUGGUGCCGGAUUGGUUACAUAAAAGUGCUGAGCAAUGUGCAGACGGCGGAGUACAAUGCGAGGAGAAGCGAGUUUGAUUCGAUGGUGACGACGCUGGGGCUGUGUAGUGAGCCGAUUAAGCAGUGCCAGAGGAACGUGGCUGGGCUGCUGCCGGCGUUGAAGGAGAAGAGUAGGAUGAUGUUGGUUCUUAUUGAGAUGGGAUCUAAUGCGGGGACCUAUUUGUAG
Salvia splendens (bonfire salvia) is the source of this 519-nucleotide messenger RNA. Its product is annotated as Plant invertase/pectin methylesterase inhibitor superfamily protein. Bases 1 to 519 code for a protein of 172 amino acids. NCBI's taxonomy places the organism in Eukaryota, Viridiplantae, Streptophyta, Magnoliopsida, Lamiales, Lamiaceae. The record is from RefSeq and is a predicted model, not a curated record. Gene Ontology annotation, molecular function: enzyme inhibitor activity. The transcript has a single exon.